This is a messenger RNA of Erinaceus europaeus (western European hedgehog), 930 nucleotides long. Its product is annotated as olfactory receptor 8A1. The coding region runs from base 1 to 930 and encodes 309 amino acids. Gene Ontology annotation, molecular function: odorant binding; olfactory receptor activity; G protein-coupled receptor activity. The record is from RefSeq and is a predicted model, not a curated record. The transcript has a single exon. Gene Ontology annotation, biological process: G protein-coupled receptor signaling pathway; sensory perception of smell. Gene Ontology annotation, cellular component: membrane. NCBI's taxonomy places the organism in Eukaryota, Metazoa, Chordata, Mammalia, Eulipotyphla, Erinaceidae.
AUGGCUGCAGAAAACUACACUUCCGUGACGGUGUUCAUUCUCGGGGGGCUGACACACCGGCCAGAGCUCCAGCUCCCCCUCCUACUCCUCUUCCUGGGCAUCUACCUGGUCACCGUACUGGGCAACCUGGGCAUGUUCACCCUCAUCUGGCUCAGUGCUCAGCUUCACACCCCCAUGUACUACUUCCUUAGCAACCUGUCACUGGUGGAUUUCUGCUACUCCUCAGUCAUCACCCCAAAAAUGCUAGUGAACUUUGUGGCAGAAAAGAACAUCAUCUCCUAUGAGGGGUGCAUGUCCCAGCUCUACUUCUUCCUAGUGUUUGUCAUCGCCGAGUGCUACAUGCUGACGGUGAUGGCCUAUGAUCGCUACGUGGCCAUCUGCAGCCCUCUGCUCUACAACAUCAUCAUGUCCCCUCAGGUGUGCUCUCUGCUGGUGGCCGGAGUCUACGCCAUGGGCUUCAUUGGUGCAACAACAGAGACUGGACUCAUGCUAAGGCUGUCCUACUGUGAGCCCCUCAUCAGUCACUACUUCUGUGACAUUCUCCCCCUCAUGAAGCUCUCCUGCUCUAGCACCUAUGACAUCCAGAUGACAGUAUUCCUAUUGGCUGGAUUCAACAUCAUAGUCACAGGCAUAACAGUCCUUGUGUCCUAUGGCUUCAUCCUCUCCAGCAUCCUCCGCAUCAGCUCCACUGAGGGCAGAGCCAAAGCCUUCAGCACCUGCAGCUCCCAUCUUGCUGCAGUGGGGAUGUUCUAUGGAUCCACUGCCUUCAUGUAUCUGAAACCCUCCACGGCCAGCUCCCUGGCCCAGGAGAAUAUGGCCUCUGUGUUCUACACCACAGUCAUUCCCAUGCUGAACCCCCUCAUCUACAGCCUGAGGAACAAGGAGGUCAAGGCCGCCUUCCAGAAGACACUCAGGAAAAACAGACUUUGA